CAUUGUACAAAAAAAAAAAGAAAAUGUAGUCAUGACAACAAAAAUACUGAAACAGUGAAAACCAUCGUGAAUACUAAUAGUUUUUUUCAUAGUUAUGAUUUUAUCUAAUUACAAGAACAUCUAAAAAACAACGGGGAGAAAUGAUAGUGUUUAAUGUUUGGUCACUUCUUCAAUGGUAUUUACGACCUAUAAUUAAAUGGUUAUUGAGGAAAACAACCAAACUGUGUGAACUUCAAAGAAUAUGCUACGGUGACAAAGCUGGUGCUGCAAGGACUUGCAAUGUAGAAAAGUCAUUAAUGUUGUCACGAACCAGAGAUGUACAAGAAGUUGUUUCUUUCUUAGAUGCUGUAGUUUUAGAAAAACGGUUCACUCCGAAUAAUUUUUACAGCAUUCUUGACCCUGUGUCUAUCAUAAUAAGGGUAAAAAAGAUAAAUCCUAAAUUGCAUGGUUCCUUCAUCGUGUCAUUUAGACGAUGUUUAGAACAAAUAUGGAGUUACAGAAGCUUAGUAAAUGAAAUAGAAGAAUUAAGAAAAACACAAUUUGAUAGUAACAAUGUCGAACAUGAAGAGAAAUUGGUGAGACUAUGGUCACUUUUGGUCCCUCAAGAACCAUUAGAAUCCCGCAUCACAAAGCAAUGGCAAUACAUAGGGUUUCAGGGUGAUGAUCCAAAGACUGAUUUUCGUGGUAUGGGACUUCUUGGAUUAGAAAACUUGUUGUUCUUUGCAUCAGCAUAUCCACAGGCGUCAAGCCAUGUACUUAGUCACUCUCAGCACCCAAAAUAUGGUUAUACAUUUGCAAUAGUUGGCAUUAACCUAACAUCAAUGGCAUAUUACCUGUUGAAAGAUGGAUCAGCUAAAACAUUUAUGUUUAAUGAUAAAUCAUGUCUGCCUAGCGCAACACUGUUUCACAAGUUUUACUGUUACCUAUUUUAUGAGUUUGACAAAAUGUGGAUAGAAUCUAAACCUCAAAAUAUUAUGGAGUUCUCUAUGAUAUUUAAAAAAUUUGAAAAUGCUAUUAGGAUAGAAUUGGCUGACCCAGCUUCAGUAUUUAGGAUAAAUAUUGAAGUGGAUACAGUGUAAUAUUAGUCAAAUUAUACAAGUAAGAUUUACUGAUGCAUGAUUGAUUUAUUGAAUUUCAAAAUGCUUGUAGGUUUGUAAAAUGCUUUAUCAUUUUAUAUUAGACUAUGUUUUAUGACAGUAAAGUAGUUUAGGAAACAUGAUUUAACUAAAAUGAUAGAACCUGUUGUGUCACCCAUUUUCACAACUUGGCACAGUUUUUUUGAUUGCCUUCAAAAGUACCCUUUACUAUUAUUACCAUUGGAAUUACUCCUAUUUAGGAUUUGAUAUUGAAAGCAUUCUUAAAGGACUCCAUUGAUAAGCUCAUGCUAUCUAAUAACUAGUGUGCUAACUUUCAAAGGCUAUAAAGUUGAAAUGUAAUACUAUAUAGCUUGCGUUAAAUAUAUUUUUAUACACAUA
Molecule: messenger RNA, 1475 nt
Organism: Manduca sexta (tobacco hornworm)
Lineage: Eukaryota; Metazoa; Arthropoda; Insecta; Lepidoptera; Sphingidae
Product: ELMO domain-containing protein 2-like
Molecular function (GO): GTPase activator activity
Source: RefSeq, a predicted model, not a curated record